Symbiodinium sp. CCMP2592 is the source of this 1404-nucleotide messenger RNA. The record is from the annotation of a GenBank genome assembly. Lineage: Eukaryota; Dinophyceae; Suessiales; Symbiodiniaceae.
AUGCUGGACGUGGUGAUCGUCGGAGCAGGGAUAUCGGGCAUCUCAUGUGCGAAGCACAUCCGCGCCAGCGAUGGCAUGCGGCAGCAUCGCAUCAAAGUCCUGGAGGCCACAGACAGAACAGGCCAGUUCUCACUGCGAUUACAAGAGGACGCGCCAAAACCGUCGUGCAGAAAGACGGCUCAAUUGUCGAUUGGGGCACAACCUGGAUCCACGGCGGACCAGGGAAUGCCGCUUGGCGUGAUCCAUGAUUUUGCGACAGAGAAAGGUUUGAUGCUGGACAAGGAUUGGAUGUCCGAUCCUAAGUGGCAGUGGGAGGUACUGCCGUUGAGGCAUUUGCACGGGUCGGAAGCUUCCCCCACCGAGAAGCAAGCGUUCGAAGAAAUGGAAAGUGCGUUUGACAGUUUCACGGACAAAGAGGCAGUCGGCGACCAAGCCGACGAAAAGUCACUGGGGGCUUUGUUGGAUGAAGAGUUCCAGAAAUGGGCACAGCAGAAAGAGCAUGAUGCAGCAAUGAUGCAAACAAUGUUUGAAUUCAAGAAGCGCGAGAUGUCGUCGGGUGUCGGAAGUCCGGACUUAUACACCGCGAGUGCAAAUGGCUUUGUCCAGGCCGAAGACGGUUUCGGUCACGACUGCAUCCCAUUGCCCCACGGGUAUUCUUCCAUCGUUGACGCGAUGCUGAAGGAGGUUCCGGGCUUGGAGAUUCAGCAUGGUGCAGCAGUGAAGGAGGCGACCAGUCACGAUGACCAUGUGGAGAUCACCUUGGAGAAUGGGGAUAAGCUGCAGGCACGCACGGUGGUGUUCACAGUGUCCGUGGGUGUGCUGAAGUCAGGACAGAUUCGAUUCAAGCCGGAGCUUCCGCAGGAAAAGCAAGAAGCCAUUCAACGGAUGGGAUUCGGGCAUGUGGAGAAGUGCAUCUUGACGUUUGACAACGAUACUUGGGAAACUCUGAAGCAUGGAGUUCACUGUCUGUGGCCACCUGAGCGUGAUGGAUAUCGGAAUGCCGUCCUGAACGAUUGGGAGCAGAGCAUUGUGGCCUUCUACCCCAACCAGCCGCGUUCGAGCCGCUCUUUGGUGGCCUGGAUUGUGGCAGACGGUUUCUCAAAUACUUCUGCGCCGGAAAAGGUCAUGAACUUGUUGCGCCGCUGCCUGGGUCGCGAUGUUCCAGAUCCCGUAGAGACCAACUUGACGAACUGGGGGCGAGAUCGGCGCUUUUUGGGCUCAUGGUCCUAUCUGUCCGCCGGUCAGCCGCUAGAUGCGUUUGGGAUGCUCGGCAAGCCAUUUGGAAGAGUCUUCUUUGGUGGAGAGCAUACGCACCCAAAGUACUUCGGGACAGCACAUGGUGCGUAUGAAAGCGGGGCCAGGUGUGCCCAAGAAGUGAUCGAGAAGCUCUCCCCGCCCUUGUGA